GGUCUGCGGGAGAAAGACGCGCUGCUCCUGCUUAUUUUCCGCAGCCUGUCAUCGUAGCCUGUCCCAGUCCAGGGCCAGCGCUCUGGGAGUCCGGCUGGGGACAUGGCAGAGCCCCCGGGGAAGAAGCUGAAGAGCAGCCUGCCUCAGUGCAGAGCGCACCCGAGCUCCGAGGGCAGCAGCCGGGUCAGGCACAACCUGCCCGCCGCCGUGGAGGAGGCUCUGUGCGGCGUGGGCGGCCUGAUGUGGGACGGAGCGUACAAACUGCAGGCGCUGGCCAGUGCGUUUGAGAGGCAUGACGUUGCCCUGCCUCGCGUAGCUGCUUUCUUCCACCAGGAGGCGCUGAAGCAGCAAGCUGAGGCCGAGGCUAUGCUGGGCUACCUGGCUGAGAGGGGGGGCAAAUACUGCGGCAAAGACAUCAAGAAGCCGGGCUGUGAGGCGGUCUGUGCCGUGUUACCAGCUCUGGAGCUGCUGCUGCUCCAGCUCAAAGAGGAGGCCGGCGUGCUGGUGGAGCUGAGCCAGCUGGCCCGAGAGCACGGGGACCCGCACACCGCCAGCGUUGUGAAGAGCCACUUCUUGGCGCCGCGGGUUGACCGUCUCAAACUAUUAGGCGACCUGCUCACCAGUGCCCGUCGGGUCGGCUGCACCGGUGACCAAACGAGAGGGUUUGGGGAGUAUAUCCUGAAUGAGCUUCAGGAAGAACUCACCAGAUGAUCGAUCUUCUUCACCUUAAAGAAAGACAUGGCUGGUAUGCUGUAUUAUACUCGUCUCCUCUGAGUCAAAAUCUGACAUUUUCUGUGAUAUUGCAGGAACUGCAUUUGGGUCCAGAUGAAAAUAAUUUUCAUCUCUCUGUGUUCAAUGAAGAAAUAUGUCCAGAAGGUGUUUAGCCUAGCUUAAAGCAAAGGCUGAAUGCAAGGGGGAUUGUUAGCCUAUCUCCAUAAAAGUUGAAAAAUGUAUAUCCAUGCCAAAUCUAUUUUAAUUACAUUGCUUAUAUACAUUUUGUAGGCUCUAUCUUGAGGUAGCUUGUGUUAACCCUAAGUGAAUAUAAUGUAAAUUUCUCCAAAUUUUUUGUAUUAAGAAUAUAUAUUUUUCACACUAGCCUUUGAGGAAUUGUAACUCGAAAACCUUUUAACCGACAAACAUGGAAACAGCACCUAACUUCAACGGCAGCUUUGGCCAUUAUUUUUGAAUCUCAGAUUUGUAGUUGCAUUUUGGAUGAUGAUGACCAGGCCCUGUACACAAGGUUUAGUUUAACUUAAUAAUUCAGAGAUCUAUGAAUGUUUCCCAAAUGUACUUAUAGCCAGUUGCGAAGGGUCAAUACAGGGUUUUGCUACACGUAAACUGCUACUCACAUCUUUGAUUGUGUGUAUUACAACAGAUAAAAUACUUUUUUUUAAUUAUUUGUCCCGAGUGUAUUUACUUUUGAAUCACAAACUUUUGUUUCUUAACUUUUUAUUAUUUUGACAGAGCUUCAGAACCCCGAAUGUAUUGAAAAAGUUUGUAAACUACCGCUGAAUUGAUUGUCAAUAGGUUCAGACUUGUUUUGCAAUUUAUAAUAAAGUGGAAGUGGAAGAAACUGUU
Messenger RNA from Limanda limanda (common dab), 1578 nucleotides. RefSeq names its product Ferritin light chain, oocyte isoform-like. Gene Ontology annotation, molecular function: ferrous iron binding; ferric iron binding. Gene Ontology annotation, biological process: intracellular iron ion homeostasis; iron ion transport. NCBI's taxonomy places the organism in Eukaryota, Metazoa, Chordata, Actinopteri, Pleuronectiformes, Pleuronectidae. Gene Ontology annotation, cellular component: cytoplasm. The coding region runs from base 103 to 711 and encodes 202 amino acids. The record is from RefSeq and is a predicted model, not a curated record. The transcript is spliced from 3 exons.